Molecule: messenger RNA, 933 nt
Organism: Mollisia scopiformis
Lineage: Eukaryota; Fungi; Ascomycota; Leotiomycetes; Helotiales; Mollisiaceae
Exons: 5
Coding region: 180-800 (206 amino acids)
Source: RefSeq, a predicted model, not a curated record
UAAUCUUCCACAUUAAAUGAGUCCUUCUCGCACAAUGUAAACUCCCAUAUUCGUUCAUAUCCGUUUCAAUUUCACUUCUUAAUUACGUUCUUUGCUAUCCCUCAUUUGUUAGCAAGCUUCCUCGUUACUACAUUCAUUUCUAUCUGGUAAUAGACCCGACUCGAUACUUUCAAGUCAUAAUGUUUUUGAAGACUUCUUCGCUCCUUUCGGCCUUGAUGGUUCUUGCCACAGCGUUAGCUAUCGCUCUUCCUGAUCCCAGCCCAGCACCCGUCGAAGUCAUAGUCGAAGGACAAGAUACUGUUAUAUUUGAGAACAUUCAAUGUGGGAAUGAGCACCAAGGCCUCAAACCAAUCUGCCCGCAUCUCAACACUACAGAAGAACAUGGUUGUGUCCGUUAUGUGAAGGGUUUCGAUGUCACAGGCGUGGUGACAGAAGUAGACCUGACGUUCCCAGAGAUUCAAGACGCAUGUGACUGCAUCCAAGCAUGCCUGAACCGUCCCGGAACCUGCGCCGCUUAUGUAUGGAAGUUCAGCACACCAGCUAGUGUUACAGCAGGCCAUAGAACCUGCACUUUAUAUUCACAAUUCAACCUCCCGGCACAAGUUGCUAUUGCUAUAGAUGUUGCGAACACAACCAACAUGAAUAUCAACAGCGAAGAACUCGUUGCGAAUGGAAACAAUCCUCAAAUGGGAGCCUUAGUGGCCCAGACAUUCAUGGACGCAAAUCUCAAUACAACUGCGGAUCCUGCUGCCGUUUCUGGCGAGGUCUGGCAGCUAUCCACAGGCAAAGCUAUAUGUUAGAUGGUACGGGCAAGGAGGGGAUUAUUGAAAAGUCAUGCAUGAUGAAGAAUAGAUAUCAGGGACCUGGUGUUCAAAUUUUCGGCUAGCACCGAUUUUAAUCUUCAUAUUCGAAUAGCAUGUCUUUUGGGUGUGC